GGAAAAUGGAGUUCAUGCCGUAUUACAGAACGUAGUACACCGGAUGGAUAGAUAUGUUGUCAGCUAGUAUUAAAAACAUUAAUGAAUGAGUUUCGAAAUUUAGUCUUAAUGAGAUGACAAAGCUGAUUUGUUAGUGUAUUUAAUUGCCAAAGUCUUCCUCGAUCUUAUAAUAUCGUUUUGUUUACUGUGUCUAUCAUUUUGUAUGAAGAACAAGAUUUUAUCGAAAUACCACUGCAAACUUAAAUGUUUGCAAAUUAACAAAAUAGCAAAUUAAACUAAUUUGAAUCUCGAAUAAUGGCAGAAGUGACCCAUUCAGUGGUUUUCUCAUCUGAUGGACAGUGGAGGAACAGACCACCCAGCAAAAUACCAUCUUUGUGGAAGUCUUACUUGUAUCAGUUGCAACAAGAAGCUCCAAUCCCUAAAAGAAUUCUUUGCAAUCGAGAAAUUCCUGGGAGACCAGCUCAUUAUGGAAGAGAAUUUCAUGGUAAAAUUUCUAGAGAAGAAGCUGAAAGAUUAUUAGUUGAAGAUGGAUGUUAUCUAGUUCGAGAAAGUCAGCGAGCUGUUGGUCAAUACACAUUAAGCAUGAAAUUUGCUGGUGUAACUAAAAAUUUUAAGUUGUAUUAUGACAAAAAGCAUUAUGUUGGAGAAAAACGAUUUGACACUAUACAAGAUCUUGUGGCAGAUGGUCUUAUUUCAAUGUACCUUGAGGCUCAUGCGGGCGAUUAUAUUGCUACAAUGUGUAUGGAAUCCAAAUAUGAAGAUAGCCCAUAUAUGACUUUAAAUUCAUAUAAAAGAAAAAUUACACGCAAUCGCUCUAGAAGUAGUAUAAAACAUGCUAAAGAUGAAGUUGCAUUAAAAAAGGAUAUUUCUAAAUGUGAUACAUUCCAUGAGUAUGAUAGACCACCUAUUGAAACGUCAACAAAUGAUGUGUUUGUUCCUGAAGAUGGAGACGACAUAGAUGUUCUGCAGUUUGAAAAACCUCAUGUGUUUAAAACCAACAAUUUCAUUGGAUUACCAUGGUGUGAUUUUUGUGGCAAUUUUAUGUGGGGUUUAAUUGCUCAAGGUGUCAAAUGUGAAGAUUGUGGAUUUAAUGCUCAUAAAAAGUGCUCUGAAAAAGUCCCUAAUGACUGCAUGCCUGAUUUAAAGUAUGUAAAAAGGGUGUUUGGUGUUGAUCUUAUUACUCUUGUUAAAGCGCAUAAUACCUUAAGGCCAUUUGUUGUGGAUCUUUGUAUUAAAGAAACUGAAAAAAGAGGGCUUGAUGUUGAAGGCCUAUAUAGAGUAUCUGGCUUUAGUGAUGAAAUCGAAAUGUGCAGGAUGGUAUUUGAAAGGGAUUGUGAAUGUGCUGAUAUCAGUAGAAAUGCCUUUGAAGAUAUUAAUGUUAUAACCGGUGUUUUGAAAUUGUUCUUUCGCCUUCUUCCUAUACCUCUUAUAACUUUUGAAGCAUAUAGUUCCUUUAUUGCAGCCGCAAAGAAACCUGCCUUAGGAGAACGAUUAGAAGCUUUAAAAGAGGCAUUGAAAAGUUUGCCUCCAGCUCAUUACCAAACCCUCAAAUUCUUAAUGGCUCAUUUGUACAGGGUUGCUGAAAGACAAAAGUACAAUCUAAUGACUCCACAGAACUUAAGUACUGUGUUUUGUCCGACUCUUAUGCGAUGCCCUGAAAUAGGUGGUGUUCCGGAUCAACUGACUGCUUGGCAUGCUGAAAGUACUGUAAUAGAAAUGCUAAUUACACAUCACAGACAACUUUUCGAUCAUUGACAUAAUAAGAGCUUUUGAAAGAGGAGAAUCAACUUAUACAAGCUAUCUAAAGAAUGGGAAGAAAGAGUUUUGUUACUGCUUUGAUUCUCUGAUGCAGUAGUGAAUGAAUUGUCAAUUUGCAGCUUUGAAAAACUGGACAGAAGUAGUAUUUUGAAAGUAAUUUCUUCUGUGAAUUUACAGAAAGGUUUGAAAUAACAUUGUCUUAUUUAAUUUGUACAUCGAAUAUUUUAAUGCCUAGGUCUCUUAAUAACCAUUUUCUGAAUGAGAACAAGCAUUACUACAUAUAUAUAUAUUUUUUCUUUACAAAAUAACUACCACCGUAAAUGCAAAAUGAUUUGAAAUUAUAAACUCGUAUUUCCGUUUUUCAUAGUUAAAAAGUAUUUGUACAUUGCAUGUAUGAUAAUUGUUCUUAUUUCUAUUAUGUGAUUCAUUUGUAAAUACAGUACAAAAUCUUUGUAUAAAUGCUUGAUGAUAUGCAAUUUGUGCAUUGUUUUAGCGUAAUUUAUUUUCUUAAGAAUUCUCGUGUAUAUUCAAAAAAGUUUUAUCAAAAUUUUUAAAAAAAUGAAUAAAUUAUAACUACUUUGUUCAGAAAUUAUUGCCCAUUUUCAGCAGGGUCGUAUUUGUAUUGAAGCUUGUUGGUAUUGACACUCCAUUAGAUGUGCACGUUUUUAAGCUGCUGCUUUAUCUUGUUGUGUGUUUCUAAAAAUUAUUUUAUUUUGAUUGCAGGAAGUGUGCUUGAAAUAUAAAAUAUGUGUUAAGUAAAUAUUUACCGUUAUUAAGGUGCUAUUCUGUAUGAUAGCAGCAUUCAAAUUGCAUAGAUAUAAAAUGAAUGUUUUGAAAGAAAGAAGUGUUAAGCUCUCUAUUUUGAACUAAGUUUUGUGCAUUGUUUACGUAUGAUUAAAAUCUGAAAUUUUUCUGUGAUAUGUUACCUAAAUAUAUUAGCUCUGUAAAUUUGUUUUGGAUAUUGAGAUUUUCUUUAAUAUUAAAAUUAUUUGUGCAAUAUAAUGCACAAACUAUUGAUUUGCUAUGGUCGUCAUAUUUUGGAUUAUAAAUAAGAUUUAUUAAUUAGAAUUGAAUAAAAUUAAGUCUUUUUGUUAUGAGUUAAACGAAUUUUAUAUUAUCAUGCAUUUGUUGGUUCUUUGUUUUAAACGAAAAAAAAAUUCUCUUAUAUACAAAUUUUAAUGUAUAUACUUGUAUAUAACUUAUUACAGUAUUACUUCAUUGUUUACAUUUUCCUAGUAAGUUUUGAGUGACUUAAAUAUUUUGACUACAGUAUUUCAUUCCAUUCGAAAAAUUAUCUUUAGUGAUUUUUCAAAUUUCUCUAACUUUUUUUUCUCUCAUUAGUUUCAUUAGAAAUCUUUGUUGGUUUGCUAUUAUUGGUGCUAUAGUAUAAAUUUCUCUGGAUUUAAUCGAAUAAUUUUUGUUCAGUUACAUUUCCAAAAGUGUUUUUAAAAUUUAUUUUUGCUAUACUUUUAAAUUAACAGAAUUUUUGAAAGGAAUUGCUUUAUCUUAAAUGCAAGGAGUCAUAUUCUAUUUAUUAUAUCAUUGUUCUGGACAUUCUUUAGCUUUAAUAUUUAUGUUGGAAAGGAAAGGUGUGUGUAUAGUGUAAGUGAGAAAUUGGAAGAAUUAUUGCACACAUGCUUUAUUUUUUUGUGUAUAAAUAUUGUAUAUAAUUUUAUUAAAACAAAUGAACAGUAUCUAAUUUAAGGGAAACUUUUUGUAACUAUUUUUCUAAAAUUUAAUUUAUUUAAAUAAAACUUGUAUGGAUAAAUUACAGUUUUUCAGUUUAUCUAAACAAUUCAAUAAAGAAACUAUUUAAUAGUUUUAGUUUUAUAGAAAUAUUUAAGUAAUUUACGAAGUUGAUUUUGUCAAUUUCUGAUAAUUUUGAAAUGCAUUAGAAACUUCAUUCCAUAUAUUCAUUCAUUCGUUUCCAUGCCUUUGGUAAUUCCAUGACAAAACUGUAAAAUGUGGAUUAGGCUUUCUCUUGCACUUCAAUAAUUUGCAAUUCUAGUCUAUUUUAGUUGUAUUUACUGAGUACUUCAAUAUUAUAUCAACAAUGAUUAUUAAUGGUGGUAAUAAAAAUAACAGUAAAGUAAUUGGAGUUUGAACAUUUCCUAGCAUGUGUGCAAGAAUUUUCCUCCUCUCAAACUAUUCAAUCUGUGAUGUUUUAUGCAAAGGUUUUGUUUUUAUGAGUGUUUCAAAUUUUAUAAAUCAUUUUAUUUUUGACUUAAAAAUCAUGUCCUGUUCAUUUUCUAUUGUAUAAGAAAUAGAAAUGUUUCCCAUUUACUAUAAGUUUUGUAAGUCUUAAAUAAAAUUUUUAUAACUUUUAA
Messenger RNA from Argiope bruennichi, 4085 nucleotides. RefSeq names its product N-chimaerin-like. The transcript is spliced from 14 exons. The record is from RefSeq and is a predicted model, not a curated record. The coding region runs from base 295 to 1755 and encodes 486 amino acids. Gene Ontology annotation, biological process: regulation of GTPase activity; signal transduction. Lineage: Eukaryota; Metazoa; Arthropoda; Arachnida; Araneae; Araneidae. Gene Ontology annotation, molecular function: GTPase activator activity.